Apodemus sylvaticus (European woodmouse) is the source of this 3394-nucleotide messenger RNA. It is a transcript of the gene Oprl1, whose product is annotated as opioid related nociceptin receptor 1. The record is from RefSeq and is a predicted model, not a curated record. The coding region runs from base 740 to 1843 and encodes 367 amino acids. Gene Ontology annotation, biological process: sensory perception of pain; neuropeptide signaling pathway. The transcript has 3 exons. Gene Ontology annotation, molecular function: neuropeptide binding; nociceptin receptor activity. Gene Ontology annotation, cellular component: neuron projection; membrane. NCBI's taxonomy places the organism in Eukaryota, Metazoa, Chordata, Mammalia, Rodentia, Muridae.
CGCAGCCUUCUGCCCCUCCCCCCUCUGGCUGCCGCACUGGCUGCUGCAUCUAGUCAAUAUCUUAUCUUCGGAGCAGGAGCUAGGAGCCAUUCCCAGCCGGAGCAGACCCCAAGCUAGAGUGAGAAGCAUUGCUCAGUUCAUUGUGCUCCUGCCUGCCUGCCUUUCUGCUAAGCAUUAGGAUCUAUUUUGGCCCAGCUUCUGAAGAGGUUGUGUGUGCUGUUGGAGGUAAGAGGGGCUCUAGUCAGGGCUCCUGCUGCUGCUGACAGAGCUGGGGGUGGGGGAACACUGGGAGGUAGCUAUGUGAAGUGCCUGAGCCCUAGGCAUUUCUGGAUAAAUUCCAUGUCUUUUGUGCUCCAGUGUACCUUAGGAUGGUUUGGGCAUUUUUUGUAUUCGGCUGGCUGUGAGCCCCUGAGUCUUGGUGGGUGGACAUGUAUGCUUGUGUAACUACCUUCAUGUGCUUCUGUGCGAGUCUAUAACCCUAAUAUGAGGUAACCUUGUGAGUAAAUGUGCUCCCAUUGCCUCUGUGUGUGCCAUCAUGUGCCCAUGUAUAUGCCUUUGUCUGUGUCCAUGUGUCUGUGUAUGUGCUUAGUGUUUGUGGAUGCUCAUGGAGGUGUUCAUGUGCCUGUUAGUGUAGUUGUGCUGUGUUCUAAGGCCUCAGUGGACUGUGUCUAGCACUGUGGUCACUUGUUUCUGUGUCCUGUUCCAGGAACUGUACUGAGUGGCUUUUCAGGGUGACAGCAUGGAGUCCCUCUUUCCUGCCCCAUUCUGGGAGGUCUUGUAUGGCAGCCACUUUCACGGGAACCUGUCCCUCCUAAAUGAUACUGUACCCCACCACCUGCUCCUCAAUGCUAGCCACAGCGCCUUCCUGCCUCUUGGACUCAAGGUCACCAUCGUGGGGCUCUACUUGGCUGUGUGCAUCGGGGGUCUCCUGGGGAACUGCCUCGUCAUGUAUGUCAUCCUCAGGCACACCAAGAUGAAGACAGCCACCAACAUUUACAUAUUUAAUCUAGCACUGGCUGAUACCCUGGUCUUGCUGACACUACCCUUCCAGGGCACAGACAUCCUUCUGGGCUUCUGGCCAUUUGGGAAUGCAUUGUGCAAGACUGUCAUUGCUAUUGACUACUACAACAUGUUUACCAGCACUUUCACUCUGACUGCCAUGAGUGUAGACCGAUAUGUGGCUAUCUGCCACCCUAUCCGUGCCCUUGAUGUCCGGACAUCUAGCAAAGCCCAGGCUGUUAAUGUGGCCAUAUGGGCCCUGGCUUCAGUGGUUGGUGUUCCUGUUGCCAUCAUGGGCUCAGCACAAGUGGAAGAUGAAGAGAUCGAAUGCCUGGUGGAGAUUCCUGCCCCUCAGGACUACUGGGGCCCUGUAUUUGCCAUCUGCAUCUUCCUUUUUUCCUUCAUCAUCCCUGUGCUGAUCAUUUCUGUCUGCUACAGCCUCAUGAUUCGACGACUUCGUGGUGUCCGUCUGCUUUCAGGCUCCCGAGAGAAGGACCGGAACCUGCGGCGUAUCACACGGCUGGUGCUGGUAGUGGUGGCUGUGUUUGUGGGCUGCUGGACACCUGUGCAGGUCUUUGUCCUGGUUCAAGGACUGGGUGUUCAGCCAGGUAGUGAGACUGCAGUAGCUAUCCUGCGCUUCUGCACAGCUCUGGGCUAUGUCAACAGUUGUCUCAAUCCUAUUCUCUAUGCUUUCCUGGAUGAGAACUUCAAGGCCUGCUUUAGAAAAUUCUGCUGUGCUUCUUCCCUGCACAGGGAGAUGCAAGUUUCUGAUCGUGUGCGCAGCAUUGCCAAGGAUGUAGGCCUUGGAUGCAAGACCUCUGAGACAGUACCACGGCCGGCAUGACUAGGCGUGGACCUGCCCAUGGUGCCUGUCAGUCCACAGAGCCCAUCUACACCCAACACAGAGCUCACACAGGUCACUGCUCUCUAGUUUGACACUGAACUUUGAGCAUCUGGGGCCUUGAAUGGUUUUCCUUUUGGUUCAGGAUGCUCAAUCCUAGAGGAAGACCUUUUAGCACCAUGGGACAGGUCAAAGCAUCAAGGUGGCCUCCAUGGCCUCUGUCAGAUUAAGUUUCCUCCCUGGUAUAUGACCAGAGGAGGACCAGAGGAACUGCAUGGAAACAUCUACAACACAGUGGACAUGCCUGGUGAACCUAUGUAGGUAUUCAUGGUUCACUUGACUCUUCUCCCUGCUGCCCUGGCUCUAGGUGGGCUCAACCUGAGGUAUUGUAGUGAUCAUGUAGUCACUAUUGUGACUACCUGUUGUGUGCUACUGCCCUCAGCCUUUCAGUAUUUCCACAGAACUGCUGUUAACACCUGGUGUUGCCUGGCCGUUAAGCUUGGAGUUGCCUUGGAGCAUCUUCUAAUUCUGACCCCACUGAUGCAGUCAGAUUGCCUGAGGUGGGUGAGCAUCAGUGUGUUCUUGGAUGUCUUUUUUCUGAAGAUUCUUUUCAUGCUAUACUAUAGAGUCUAUGAAGGGGACUUCACACUUCAUAUGGUACUGCCACUGCCUGCUCUAUCAACCUGGGCCAUCUUCUCAGCAAGAGGCCAGCAAGAGGACAAGACACAAGGCUCUUUCCCUCCAAAACCACUGUGAACUCUUAUUCUACAGACUGCUUGGAAAGCCCUGCUUCUAGGUGUGUGGGAGGUAAUCAGGAGAAAGUUUUGUGGCCUCUGUAGGCUGCUUGCAACAUGGAGGUACCAUGUGCUGGUCUUGGCUGCUUAGUACGGGCAGGGCUCUCUCUUUAUUCUCCACAGCCUCCCUCAGCUCUAUAGUAGUCUCUCUUUUACUUGACAUCAGAGGUCAGCAAUUGUCUUGCUAGAAGCAUACUUAUAGCCUGGGAAGAGUGCCAGUCAGGAUGUGUUCUAUUCUAUACCCACAGUGACCACCUGCUUCAUUUAUAGGAUUAGGACAUAUCUGCAUAAGGCCUGAGCUUGCUGCCAAAUUGGAGGUUGGCAUCAAAUGAAGAGCUGGUAUGAGAGCCGAAGCCUAAAAUGGCUCAUUUGAGCCAAUCUGCAAGGACUAUUAUGGUUUGGCGACAUUGGAAGAAGAGUCUGUACCUUGGAGAUAUAUUUGAUGGUUCACAGAAGAGGCUUUGUAAAUGCCUUUCCUAUGGGUUAGAUAUCAAAAUACCAGCAACCUUGGGUAGAAUCUGAUCUUACACUGAGACCUUGGUCAGAUGGUUUCAUGCCAUGCAGAACCUAGGCUGGUUCAUGUCUCAGAGAGACCUGGCCUUAACAAUUUUUCUGGGACUGUGCAGUGGUGGCGGCAGCGCACGCCUGUAAUCCCAGAACUCUUGAGAAGCAGAGGCAGGAAGAUUUCUGAGUUCGAGGCCAGCCUGGUCUACAGAGUGAGUUCCAGGACAACCAGGGCUAUAUAGAGAAACCCUGUCUC